Molecule: messenger RNA, 819 nt
Organism: Dendronephthya gigantea
Lineage: Eukaryota; Metazoa; Cnidaria; Anthozoa; Malacalcyonacea; Nephtheidae
Exons: 4
Coding region: 58-444 (128 amino acids)
Biological process (GO): regulation of mitotic cell cycle spindle assembly checkpoint
Cellular component (GO): anaphase-promoting complex
Source: RefSeq, a predicted model, not a curated record
ACAACUAGUUACUAGUGUCUAGUCUCCGCAGAUUUGAGAAAGUGAGAGGAUGAAAGGAUGGCAUUCCAAUCAACCAAGUUUAUGAAUCCCUUGCCAAGAUUAUUUGAUCACGAUUGGUUUUCUCUGGAUGAAAGGCUUGACGAUGAUGCUUUAUUGGCACAAGAAGAAGAUGAAUACAAAUUUAUGAUGAAAGAAAUUGCUGAUAAAGGUUAUGAUCUUCUUUCAAUUGGAGAAACUAAAGAAGCAUCUGAGGUUGCGGAAGAAGAAAUAGAGGAUGGUGAAGAUGAAGAAUCAGCUGGAGUACUUGAUGAUGAAACUGAUGAAUAUGAUGGAACAAGUCCUGAGCCUGGGGGAGCAGUUCUAAAUCCUGGCCAAGAAGUUGAGAUGGAAGAGGAUACUGACGCCAAUCGCAGUGAACAAGAAUCCACACCUGCAUGGAUUUAAAUUAGGAUAUUAACUCCCAGACUUAUGACAAUCGAAAAGGCUAGUUCUGUUUUCAAGAAUACAUCAACAAAUACAACUUUUUGGCAAUGUUACUGCAAAAAUACACAUACAAGCAACAAAGUAACACCAUCUGGUAGCACAUCUUGUAAUAAAGCACAACUUUAAAGUCAAAGGAGUUGAAUACCAAUGGUCUAAUGGUUGUGUAUUUCUAAAAAAUAUAGGGUUUUGAAAUUUUUAUAGUACCCAAAUAUAGGAUGUUACCACUUAUUUUGACUUAUGGUAAAUCUGCUGUUGAUAAUAUUAUGUAAAUAUUAAUUUUUUUUAUUUAUGAAAUAAGUCUUGUAUAUUAAUCAAAUGAGAAUAUAUAUGCAGGGG